This is a messenger RNA of Brachypodium distachyon (stiff brome), 1286 nucleotides long. Its product is annotated as phosphoserine phosphatase, chloroplastic. Gene Ontology annotation, biological process: L-serine biosynthetic process; dephosphorylation. The coding region runs from base 155 to 1054 and encodes 299 amino acids. Gene Ontology annotation, molecular function: L-phosphoserine phosphatase activity; magnesium ion binding. NCBI's taxonomy places the organism in Eukaryota, Viridiplantae, Streptophyta, Magnoliopsida, Poales, Poaceae. The record is from RefSeq and is a predicted model, not a curated record. Gene Ontology annotation, cellular component: cytoplasm. The transcript is spliced from 7 exons.
AGAGUCCGGCGUGGCCACAUCUAAACCGUUGGAUCCCUGAACACACUUCACUUGACUGGAGAUCUCCUUGUUUUCACCACUUUCCCCGAGACCCGGCGCCGCCGCCGCCGCGCGCCAUCCACUCCGUGGAUCGUACAGCCAGCUUUCCGUCGACAUGGCCCGGUUGGUCAGCGCGCGAAUCUGUCCUAGCCAGCGGUUCCAUGUUCCUCUGUUGCCGUCGGUCCCGCCGCUGAGGUCGCAUUCAGCAGCAGGGCUUGGAGUUGGAGGUCCUUCGUUUCAUGGUGUCAAGCUCUCGAAUCUUCCGGGAUUCGUAGCGGCAGCAGGAGCGCUGGAGGUUCCCAAGAGGGCGCCAUCCUCCCCCGCAUCCGGGAACCACCUGCCUUCUGAAGAGGUUAUCAGGACCUGGUGCAAUGCCGAUGCGGUGUGCUUCGAUGUCGAUAGCACGGUCUGCCUGGACGAGGGUAUCGAUGAGCUCGCGGAUUUCUGCGGGGCAGGGCAAGCAGUUGCCGAAUGGACGGCUAAGGCGAUGACUGGGUCGGUUCCGUUUGAAGAGGCACUAGCCGCUCGGCUAUCUUUGUUCAAGCCAUCCUUGUACCAAGUUGAGGAAUGCAUGGAGAAGAGGCCACCAAGGAUAUCUCCUGGAAUUACCAAACUGAUCAAAAUGCUAAAAGCAAAAAAUGUAGAUAUAUACCUUGUUUCUGGAGGCUUCCGACAGAUGUUCAAGCCUGUUGCAUCGGAGCUUGGCAUUCCCCCUGAAAACAUUUAUGCAAACCAGUUACUGUUUGGAAAUUCUGGAGAAUAUGUUGGGUUUGACCCCGCAGAGCCUACUUCACGAAGUGGCGGUAAAGCCAUAGCAGUUCAACACAUAAGAAAGAAAUGCGGUUACAAGACAGUUGUUAUGAUUGGAGAUGGUGCUACUGAUCUUGAGGCUCGGCAACCAGGUGGAGCAAACCUGUUUAUCUGCUAUGGAGGGGUGCAAAUGAGAGAAGCGGUUGCAGGAAAAGCCGACUGGGUUGUCUCUGAUUUCCUUGAGCUGAUGGCCUAUUUGGCAUAAUGUUAUUCAUAACUACAAUGCCGAUUCUUAUAUGGAGUACUACGAUUUGAUGAGUAAAUAAUUGAUCAUGGCAGAUCUUUUCGACCCUGUAUAUCAAGGCACGUUGACACGGGUAGAUUAGUAAAAGACAUAGCUGUUUGAUCCGUUCAGAGAAUGCGUUCAGUCUAAACAGAAUGCAUGACAAUGCCAGAAUAACAGCCAAUUUAAGGGUGAUGCCAUUUGAUUGACAACA